UCCUUUCUAGAGGAUAAAUCAAAGAAUCCAUGAUGGUAAAUUUCAGCUAACUAUUUCUCUCUUCAUUUUUUUGCAUAAUUAAGAUCUUUUUGCAAUUUCUUUGAUUUUAAUAAUUUAGCUUUUUGUAUGAAUCCUAGAUCUGAUUGAUCUAGAACUUUUGAUUGCUCAUUCCUGUUGAGAAUCUUCUCGCGCAAGGAAUCACGAGUGUGCCAGAGGCUUACAUACAGCCCCACCCUCCAAUCUAUGGCUCGCAGCGUGGCAAUUCGACUCAGAUCCCGGUGAUUGACCUGACGCUGCCCGAGGAGGAGAUCACCGAUGCGAUCGCGAGGGCGUGCAAGGAUUGGGGCUUCUUUCAGGUCAUCUCUCACGGCGUGGCGCAGGAGAUUGUUGAUGGGAUGCUCCAGGCGGCCAAGGAUUUCUUCGAUCUUCCCAUGGCGGUGAGGAUGAAAUAUUUCAGCGCCACGCCGAUCCCCAAGACCACCGGCUACUCGGUCAGAUUCGACAACUCGAGCGUCGUGGAUUGGCGAGAUUUCCUCUUCCAGAGCCUUUGCUAUCCUCCGUGUAGCGAUGCCGUUAAAGAAUCGUGCCCGAGCGAUCCUCCACACUACCGAGAUUCCAGCGCUAGGUACUGCGAGGCGAUGCACGAUCUGGGAAGAAAGCUGCUGAGAUACGUCUCUAGAGGAUUAGGCCUGGAAUCCAACCGGAUCGAGCAAUCCCUAGAGGAACUCCAUCACUCGAUGCUGAUGAAUCGUUAUCUUCCAUGCCCACAGCCCGAGCUCGUGCUAGCGCUGCGGUCACACACAGACCCAAAUGUCAUCUCCCUAUUGGUCGACAAUGGAGUGCCUGGAUUGCAAGUGCUCAAGGACGGCGCAUGGAUCACCGUCCAUUCUUUACCCGGCGCAAUCGUCGUUAACAUGGGAGACCAACUCGAGAUUAUGAGCAAUGGUAAAUACAAGAGCGCCGAGCAUCGCGCGUUGGCCAAUUCUGAUUCCACCAGAUAUUCCAUCGCGAGCUUCUUCGAGCCACCGCCAGCUGGACCGUUGAUCGCGCCCUUCCCCGAGCUUGUCAAUGCCCAGGAGGAGUCGCAGUUUCAAGCCGUGUGCUACCGGGAUUACCUCGCCAUCUUUUUCGCCAAGCAGGCGAGUGGUAAAUCUGUCAUCACCCAGGUAAAGAAGUGAAAAAUAUGUAGCCCUGUCUAUCUGGAUCAGUUGUUUAAAAGACCUUCUUUGACUUUCCAUUUUGUUUAAAAGACCUUCUUUGACUU
Messenger RNA from Selaginella moellendorffii, 1264 nucleotides. Its product is annotated as flavanone 3-dioxygenase 2. The transcript has 3 exons. Lineage: Eukaryota; Viridiplantae; Streptophyta; Lycopodiopsida; Selaginellales; Selaginellaceae. The record is from RefSeq and is a predicted model, not a curated record. Bases 396 to 1178 code for a protein of 260 amino acids.